ACUUGGCGGCGAGUCAUUGCUCGUGGGGAUUCCUUAACGUCCUUGUUGGGUGUUUCUGCUCUUUUGUGGUACUUUCCGCCAACUGUAAAGACAACAAAAUGCGUGAGUGCAUCAGUGUACACAUUGGUCAGGCUGGCGUUCAGAUGGGCAAUGCCUGUUGGGAGCUGUACUGCCUCGAGCAUGGCAUUCAGCCCGAUGGUCAGAUGCCUUCGGACAAGACUAUUGGUGGCGGUGACGACUCCUUCAACACCUUCUUCAGUGAGACAUCAUCGGGAAAACACGUUCCUAGAGCAGUGUUCGUAGACUUGGAACCUUCUGUUGUGGAUGAAGUACGCGCAGGAACCUACCGCCAAUUGUUCCACCCUGAGCAACUGAUAACUGGGAAGGAAGAUGCUGCCAACAACUAUGCUCGAGGUCAUUACACGAUUGGAAAGGAAAUUGUUGACUUGGUAUUGGACAGACUUCGCAAGAUUGCCGAUAUGUGUACAGGACUGCAGGGAUUCUUGAUCUUCCACUCAUUUGGUGGCGGCACUGGCUCAGGCUUCACCUCCCUGCUGAUGGAACGACUCUCUGUGGACUACGGCAAGAAGAGCAAGCUUGAAUUCUCUGUGUACCCAGCACCACAGGUUGCUACAGCUGUGGUAGAACCCUACAACUCCAUCUUGACAACCCACACGACCCUCGAGCAUUCAGACUGUGCCUUCAUGGUUGACAACGAAGCUAUUUAUGAUAUUUGCAGAAGGAACCUGGACAUCGAACGACCUUCCUACACAAACCUCAAUCGCCUUAUUGGUCAGAUUGUUUCCUCCAUCACUGCCUCCCUCAGGUUUGAUGGUGCACUCAAUGUGGACCUGACUGAGUUCCAGACCAACCUUGUGCCUUACCCACGCAUUCACUUCCCGCUGGUGACUUACGCCCCUGUCAUCUCGGCUGAGAAGGCAUACCAUGAACAGCUUUCAGUCUCAGAAAUCACCAACGCAUGUUUUGAACCCGCCAACCAGAUGGUGAAGUGUGACCCUCGUCAUGGAAAAUACAUGGCAUGUUGCCUGUUGUACCGCGGUGAUGUUGUACCCAAGGACGUGAAUGCCGCUAUUGCUACGAUCAAGACCAAGCGCACGAUCCAGUUUGUUGACUGGUGUCCUACAGGCUUUAAGGUGGGCAUCAACUACCAGCCUCCAACCAUUGUACCUGGUGGUGACCUGGCCAAGGUGUCACGAGCUGUGUGCAUGUUGUCCAACACCACCGCCAUUGCUGAAGCUUGGGCACGUUUAGAUCACAAGUUUGAUCUCAUGUAUGCCAAGAGAGCUUUUGUGCAUUGGUAUGUGGGUGAGGGUAUGGAGGAGGGUGAGUUCUCAGAGGCUCGUGAAGACUUGGCUGCCCUGGAGAAGGACUACGAGGAAGUUGGUGUGGACUCUGCCGAUGGUGACCAAGAGAUGAAUGGAGAUGAAUAUUGAGUGAAUCACACAACCUCCUCUUAAUGUUUUAAUUAAGUGGAGAAUUAUCAUAGUACAGUAUACGCUUCUCUAGCACUUGACACACACACUUUUAAAAACCAUCUUUUGUAUUUUAAUUCUGGGAAGUUUUUAAAUUUCACUUGGAAAAUUUUGUUUGACUCUUGAGUCUUCCUAAUGUAUCCCAGUGUUCACUACAUAAGCCCUUUUGGCCACAUAUGUUGUAUUUAUGUGGUGAAUCAAUUACUAUGUACUGUAUUUUCUCUUUGGAACAUGAAAUAUAUGGUGGUUUCUCAAA
Messenger RNA from Homarus americanus (American lobster), 1749 nucleotides. RefSeq names its product tubulin alpha-1 chain-like. Gene Ontology annotation, biological process: mitotic cell cycle; microtubule cytoskeleton organization. The transcript is spliced from 9 exons. Bases 99 to 1454 code for a protein of 451 amino acids. The record is from RefSeq and is a predicted model, not a curated record. Gene Ontology annotation, molecular function: structural constituent of cytoskeleton; GTP binding. Gene Ontology annotation, cellular component: cytoplasm; microtubule. NCBI's taxonomy places the organism in Eukaryota, Metazoa, Arthropoda, Malacostraca, Decapoda, Nephropidae.